Molecule: messenger RNA, 477 nt
Organism: Trichechus manatus latirostris (Florida manatee)
Lineage: Eukaryota; Metazoa; Chordata; Mammalia; Sirenia; Trichechidae
Gene: OVOL3
Product: ovo like zinc finger 3
Exons: 3
Coding region: 1-477 (158 amino acids)
Biological process (GO): regulation of transcription by RNA polymerase II; epidermal cell differentiation
Cellular component (GO): nucleus
Molecular function (GO): RNA polymerase II cis-regulatory region sequence-specific DNA binding; DNA-binding transcription factor activity, RNA polymerase II-specific
Source: RefSeq, a predicted model, not a curated record
AUGCCCCGUGCCUUCCUGGUCAGGAGUCGGCGUCGACAGCCACCCAACUGGAGCCACCUGCCUGACCGGCUCCGGGGAGACGCCUAUGUCCCAGACUGCAGCAGCCUGGGAGGACCGCCGGCACCCCAGUCUUCCAGCCCUGGGGACUCCUGGGCAGCGGUGAGUCUGCAAACGGCCCACAAGCCCCUGCUGUUUCACCCCUGCUGUUUCACCCCUGCUCACUCCUGUCUCAGCGAACCUGACGGCCCUUUCCUCUCGGAGGCGGUGGGGAUCCGGCCGUUCCGCUGCGGGUCGUGUGGCAAAGCAUUUACGCAGCGCUGCUCGCUGGAAGCGCACCUCGCCAAGGUGCACGGGCAGCCGGCCAGCUACGCUUAUCGUGAGCGCCGCGAGAAGCUGCACGUGUGCGAGGACUGCGGCUUCACCAGCUCCCGCCCCGACGCCUACGCGCAGCACCGCGCCCUGCACCGCGCGGCCUGA